CAGUGUCUCCUUCUGUUCCAGCUGCUGGAGGAGAACAUCGUCACCUUUGUGAAGAACAAGCUGAAGAGAGUCCAGAGGGUUCUGAGUCCAGAUUACCCAGAAUGCUUAGAGAGUCAGAGUGAGGAUGAAGAGCAGGGUAGAAGCUGUAAAGAGGAUUUUUUGAAGAUCACUCUCCACUUCCUGAGGAGAAUGAAGCAGGAGGAGCUGGCUGCCCGUCUGCAGAGCAGAACGUUUGGUGCAGUAUGCCAACAAAAACUGAAAUCUAACCUGAAGGAGAAGUUCCAGUGUGUGUUUGAGGGGAUUGCUAAAGCAGGAAACCCAACCCUUCUGAACCAGAUCUACACAGAGCUCUACAUCACAGAGGGAGGGACUGGAGAGGUCAAUGAUGAACACGAGGUCAGACAGAUUGAAACAGCAUCCAGGAAACCAGACAGACCAGAAACAACCAUCAGACAAGAAGACAUCUUUAAAGCCUCACCUGGAAGAGAUGAACCAAUCAGAAGAGUGAUGACAAAGGGAGUGGCUGGCAUCGGGAAAACAGUCUUAACACAGAAGUUCACUCUGGACUGGGCUGAAGACAAAGCCAACCAGGACAUACAGUUCACAUUUCCAUUAACUUUUAGAGAGCUGAAUGUGCUGAAAGAGAAAAAGUUCAGCUUGGUGGAACUUGUUCAUCACUUCUUUCCUGAAACCAAAGAAGCAGGAAUCUGCAGGUUUGAAGAGUUCCAGGUUGUGUUCAUCUUUGACGGUCUGGAUGAGUGUCGACUUCCUCUGGACUUUAAAAACAACCAGACCCUGACUGAUGUCACAGAGUCCACCUCAGUGGAUGUGCUGCUGACAAACCUCAUCAGGGGGAAACUGCUUCCCUCUGCUCGCCUCUGGAUAACCACACGACCUGCAGCAGCCAAUCAGAUCCCUCCUGAGUGUGUUGACAUGGUGACAGAGGUCAGAGGGUUCACUGACCCACAGAAGGAAGACUACUUCAGGAAGAGAUUCAGAGAUGAGGAGCAGGCCAACAGAAUCAUCUCCCACAUCAAGACAUCCAGAAGCCUCCACAUCAUGUGCCACAUCCCAGUCUUCUGCUGGAUCACUGCUACAGUUCUGGAGGAUGUGCUGAAGACCAGAGAGGGAGGAGAGCUGCCCAAGACCCUGACUGAGAUGUACAUCCACUUCCUGGUGGUUCAGUCCAAACUGAAGAACAUCAAGUAUGAUGGAGGAGCUGAGACAGACCCACACUGGAGUCCAGAGAGCAGGAAGAUGAUUGAGUCUCUGGGAAAACUGGCUUUUGAACAGCUGCAGAAAGGAAACCUGAUCUUCUAUGACUCAGACCUGACAGAGUGUGGCAUCGAUAUCAGAGCAGCCUCAGUGUACUCAGGAGUGUUCACACAGAUCUUUAAAGAGGAGAGAGGACUAUACCAGGACAAGGUGUUCUGCUUCAUCCAUCUGAGUGUUCAGGAGUUUCUGGCUGCUCUUCAUGUCCAUCUGACCUUCAUCAACUCUGGAGUCAAUCUGAUGUCAGAAGAACAAACAACAUCCAGGUCUGAAGUAUCAAGAGAAAAACCUGACCCAACACUUUUCUAUCUGAGUGCCGUGGACCAGGCCUUAAAGAGUUCAAAUGGACACCUGGACUUGUUCCUCCGCUUCCUCCUCGGUCUUUCUCUAGAGACCAAUCAGAAUCACAUACAAGGUCUGCUGACACACACAGGAAGUGGCUCACAGACCAAUCAGAAAACAGUCGAGUACAUCAAGAAGAAGAUCAGUGAGGAUCUGUCUGCAGAGAAAAGCAUCAAUCUGUUCCACUGUCUGAAUGAACUGAAUGAUCGUUCUCUAGUGGAGGAGAUCCAACAGUCCCUGAGAUCAGGACGUCUCUCCACAGAUAAACUGUCUCCUGCUCAGUGGUCAGCUCUGGUCUUCAUCUUACUGUCAUCAGAAAAAGAUCUGGACGUGUUUGACCUGAAGAAAUACUCUGCUUCAGAGGAGGCUCUUCUGAGGCUGCUGCCUGUGAUCAAAGCUUCAAACAAAGCUCUGCUGAGUGUCUGUAACCUCUCAGAGAGAAGCUGUGAAGCUCUGUCCUCAGUCCUCAGCUCCCAGUCCUCUAGUCUGAGAGAGCUGGACCUGAGCAACAACAACCUGCAGGAUUCAGGAGUGAAGCUGCUGUGUAGUGGUUUAGAGACCCUGCACUGUACACUGGAAACUCUCAGGCUGAGUGGCUGUAACUUCUCAGAGAGAAGCUGUGAAGCUCUGUCCUCAGUCCUCAGCUCCCAGUCCUCUACUCUGAGAGAGCUGGACCUGAGCAACAGCAACCUGCAGGAUUCAGGAGUGAAGCUGCUGUCCUCUGGAUUAAAGAGUCCUCUCUGUAGACUGGACACUCUCAGGUUAGUGUGCAGCUCUAAGAUCAUGUUUUCUCAGGUCACACUGGCAAUCUGUACCAUGCCGUACCUAAGCAUGAUUGGCCCCCUCACUGCGCCAUUCACACGCUGGCCGGCACGGCCCGCGGUCACACUACACAGGACUAUCUUUCACAAUGGUUGUCUGAUCACAGAAGAAGGUUGUGCGUCUCUGGCCUCAGCUCUAAGCUCCUCCUCCCACCUGAGAGAGCUGGACCUGAGCUACAAUCAUCCAGGAGAACGAGGAGAGAAGCUGCUGGCUGCUGGACUGGAGGAUCCACACUGCAGACUGGAGACACUGAGGUUGGACCAUGGUGGACUGCACAGACUGAAACCUGGUCCGAGGAAGUACGCCUGUGAGCUGGAACUGGACACAAACACAGUGAGCAGAGACCUGAAACUGUCUGACAACAACAGGAAGGUGACACAUGUGGAGGAGCUUCAGUCAUAUCCUGAUCAUCCAGACAGAUUUGACAUCUGGCCUCAGCUGCUGUGUAGGACUGGUCUGACUGGUCGCUGUUACUGGGAGGUCGAGUGGAGAGGAGAUGUUUCUGUAUCAGUGAGUUACAGAGGAAUCAGAAGGAGAGGAAACAGUGAUGAAUGUUUGUUUGGAUUUAAUGAUCAGUCCUGGAGUCUGUUCUGCUCUGAUGGAGGUUACUCUGUCUGGCACAAUGACAGAAGAACAAACAUCUCCUCCUCCUUCUCCUCCUACUUCUCCUCCUCCUCUGUCUCUCACAGAGUAGCAGUGUAUGUGGACUGUCCUGCUAGCUCUCUGUCCUUCUACAGAGUCUCCUCUGACACACUGAUCCACCUCCACACCUUCAACACCACAUUCACUGAACCUCUCUAUCCUGGGUUUAGGAUCAGGUCUCGUGGUUCUUCAGUGUCUCUGUGUCAUUUGUCAGUCUGAGAAACUCUGCUGACUGAAGAUCAGCUGACUCUGUUCACUCUGUUUCAAACUAAAGAAUUAUUCUGAUUUCAUCACUUUGAUUUGAAAUAUUUAAUCACGCUCUUCUUUCAACACCAGUUACACAUAUAAUCAACUUAUCCAUCAGAACUAAUAAUUCCCACUGGAAUUGAAAACAGCAAUUAUAACCCCAAUUCCUAAAGCUGGAGACCCUGACCGGAUCUUUAACUACAGACCAAUUUCAAUCUUACUCACAUUCUCAAAGGUUCUUGAAAAAACUGUUGCCAAACAACUUACAGAAUACCUUGAAAGUAGUAACCUUCUGCACCUCAAACAUUUUGGUUUUAGUAAUCAUCUCAUCUUAAACUAUGAUAAAUCUGUCUGUGUUUUCUCAAUAAAAGUAUAGAAAGAGACAAAAGAGGUUCAUGAGUUAAAAUGUUUAGGUAUUAUUUUAGAUUCUCAGUUGAAGUUUCACAAACUGGAACAAGUUAUGAAACUGUCAAAAGAAAUGUAAACUGUUUUUGUUUAGUCAGAAACAUAGACCGCUUAAAGCAGCACAGCAGUUUAUGCAUGCCAUGAUUUUUGCUCAUUUAUUUAAACUGUAUGACUGUUUGGGGACAGGCCAACCAAACAACCAUUACACCUAUCAGGUCAUUAUAUAAACAUGCUCUGAAAGUAAAGGAUCAGAAAUCAGUCAGAAGGCACCGUCACAUCGCUCUAAACAAACACAACAUACUGAGUUUUGACAGUUUUGUAAACUUUUCUUUUUUAAAUCUGAUUUUUAAAUGUGAAAACGUCUUUGCUCCAGAAACUGUCGGCUUGUAAACAAACCGAACACCGAAACACAGAACUACAUUUGGUCAGUCAUCUUUUUCAGUAAGGGGAACACACCCGAGUUACACAUUAUCAUCUGAAAUUUAAAAGAACUGACAGAGCUCAAGGUUUUUAAGACACAAGUAAAACAGAGGCUGAAACUGAUGCAAGUUUGUGAGCAUUGAACGUUUCCUCUUAGAAUAAUCGUUUUACUGUUUGGUCUCAUUUAGUCUCUUGUUUGUAUUGUGCUUAUAAUGUUUCUUUAUUUGUAUAGCAUCACAGCUUCUGUAAUUCUGUUUUAAUCCUUAAAGCCGAGACAGGGACAGGAGUAGCAAUUAGCCACGGACAGAAACUUGUAUGCAUGGCGUCUACUUUGUAUUUAACAUGUGCACCAAUGUUUACUGCAUGUGUUAAAUAUAAAUAAAUGUAACCUGCAAUCCUCAGUGAUAUGUAACAUCUUAAAGAAUAAACACUUCUUUUAUAUUUGAAUGAUA
Labrus bergylta (ballan wrasse) is the source of this 4601-nucleotide messenger RNA. Lineage: Eukaryota; Metazoa; Chordata; Actinopteri; Labriformes; Labridae. The record is from RefSeq and is a predicted model, not a curated record.